This is a messenger RNA of Dinoponera quadriceps, 1215 nucleotides long. RefSeq lists its product as uncharacterized. The coding region runs from base 1 to 1215 and encodes 404 amino acids. The transcript is spliced from 7 exons. The record is from RefSeq and is a predicted model, not a curated record. NCBI's taxonomy places the organism in Eukaryota, Metazoa, Arthropoda, Insecta, Hymenoptera, Formicidae.
AUGGUAAUAGUGAAUCCGAACAUUAGCCAACGUCAAAUUAACCAUGAAUUAAAUAAGUUUCCUGCGACUGUGAAUAGAAUUUUAUUUGGCAAUCACAUUUAUCCUUAUCACAUUCCACUUAAUAAGGAACUUUCUGAUAAUGAUAAAGUUCUUUAUAGCACAUCCUGCUACGACGAGACUGCAUUUGAGAGCAAUGGCAUAAUAGCCAUUAUUAUUCUUAUAUCAAUCCGCACUGGGUUCCGUCAUGUAGAUAAUCAGCAUCGUUGUUGCAUACAAAACAAACCUAUACACCGGGAAUAUCCCAUAACACAAUUAAUAGAGAGCGAUCCCUCGCUCGAGAUGUUCCGUGAGCUGCUUUUAGGCGGCGGAUCGAAGCCGCUCGACGGCAACUAUGAUAACUUUGGCGAAGCUGAAGCAGAAACGGAAGAAAGAAGUGGUCUUUACUUGCCAUCUGGAACACCGUAUCAUACAACAAGAAGGCAUACAGUUGGACCUGGUGAUACAGCACACCAACCUCCUACAACAUAUCCUUAUAAUCACAUGUCAGGAUAUCAAACUUUACGGCCUCUUCCUAUUCCUCAUUGCAACAUGGAUCCGCAGGUUUUACCACAUACGAAUUUACCAUUAAAUCUUCCAUUAGUUCAACAUCAACCGCCUCAAAAUUUCCAAAUAAAGGAUCAGCAUUUAUUAAAACCACCUCCUGUAAUGGGUGUCACUGGAGGGUUUGGUAGAAGAGCUUCAGAUGGUGGGGCAAAUCUUCAUAUAUUUCAUCAACAACAUAGUAAUAACAUGAAUAACGAUGAAGAUAGCGGCUGGAGUCAACCAGGUAGCAGAGAACAAUUACAGUCUAAGCCCGGGAAAGAAGCGUGGGUCUACGAAAAUAGAGUCGAUAAACUAGCGACAGAAUUAUACGAGGCAGCCACUGACGGUACAGUAUACACUCCGGGAGAAAAGAGAGCUAUCCACGAAUACAUUAAAUCACAAGCGCUAAUUAAUUGCCAACUUGGGCUGAAUGAAAAGCUGCAAAUAGUGCGAUCCCGAGUUCCCACUACGCUAGCUGAAGCUAUUGCCGGAGUAAUGGAGGAAGAAAAGGGUAUAUUCACGAAAAAUGCUGGAAACUGCAUGGGAAGCCUGUCGAAUACUCUACAACUAACCUUAAACGUCACGAAGGGCAUCGAAACACAAACACCGCCUCGACUGAUAGGCGUGGAAUAA